AUGCCUUCCCACCUUGGGCAUGGAAUGAAUGUUCCUUACUUGGAUCGGUCACCUAAAGCACAAACAGAUUACCACACAGUGACUAAUCUUCCAUUUGAAAUCAAACCAAAAGUUACUUUUCGAUAUGAAAUAAUGAACAGGCCCACUAGUGUUAACUUACCAUUUCUAUUAAAAUCAAAAGAAGCGAAAAGUCCGAGAUCUUCAGUAAUGGGGUUCACAUCGAAUGAUAAAGAAAUGCAGGACCAGGAAUUCAAGCAAAGUGGAAUCGAAUACGCAAAGUUUUUAAAGGAACAUGAAAGAACACUUGGACCUGUUGGGUUCCUAGAUUCGAAACGGUACACGCACACUUUUAAUGUAAAAUCUGCUGCUUCUUCGCCAAGGACCAAUAUUGGGAUGAAGAGUGAUAAAGAACCAGCGACUGUUGUUGCGUUGACAAAUCGGAUCGCUGCAGAUCAAAAGGAAUUCGAUAAAAGGAUGAAAGUCAUCGAGGAUCAUAUGUGGCAGCAUAAGCAGGAGGAAAGGGGAUUGAAAAGAGUGGAAGGUGAUGUCACAAAGAAGAAGAGGGGAGUACUUCGGAUGAUGAGAGAGUUUGAGAAUUCAAUGAGUAAGAAGAUGCUGGAGGAAGAAAAGAGGUUGAAUGAAUCAAUCGAGCACACUAAGAAGAUAAGAGCAGAGGCGGUGCAUGCUAAGGAGGAAGGGAGAAAGAGAAAGAUCACUAAAACUCAUUCGGAUUUGCAGCAAACUAAAGAUAAACUUCGGAAGAAUGUUCUUCUAGUUACGGAUGCAGAGCGACAAUAUAGAGCAAAAUUAACUGAGCUUGAGCUGAGGAAAGAUCAGAUGCAAAAGUUGACUCGAGAGUUCGAAGAUCGGCUGAAGAGGAAGGAGACGGAGAGAUAUAACCUUGCGAAGGAACUUUCAAACCUCGCAAUCCAGAUGAACAUGGAAUCAAUGAAAGGAAGGAUUGCCGAUGCAGAGUUUAAGAGGCAGGAUCGGGUGCAGGCUCAGAAAUAUAUCAACGAUGAUAAAGCUCAUCAAGCAGAGCUCGAUAAAAAAAUUAGGCGAUCAGAGAGCGUUUAUCGAUCGUCAGAAAACAGACGAAGACAAGCCAGUGCGCAUUUGUCUGACAGGAAAGCUCAUCUUUCGGAACGGAGCCGUGAAGGAGACAGGAGGGUUACAGAUAAUAGGAACUUGGUAGAGGGCAACAUCGCUGCCCAGAAGAAGCUACAAGAAGCAGCGGAGGCUGCGGAGUUGGAUAAGAGGAAGAAGGAAUAUCAGAGGAACGUGCAAGCCCAUGUUGUGAGGAAGCAAGUCGCGCUGAGGAAAGUUCAAACUGCGAGGCAAAAGUCGGCGCAAGAAAGGACAGAGAAUUGGGAGAAAGUGUUUGAUCAGAAUCACCGCGAGUUCGUAAGAAAGAGGAAUGAUGAUCUCCUCCGCACUUUUACGAGGAUCGUCCAACGUGAUAAUGAGAUUGACCAUCAGCUUUAUCAGAAGUGUCGGCAGCAUGAGUAUGGCAGGAAGAGCCAGGAGCAAUCGGUGAGGAAAUUGGAGGAACAGUUUGUGAAAAGUCGGGGAAAAAAUGCUGGGAAGGUGAGGGAAGCGAUCAAAGAAGCUGAUGAGAAAGAAAACAGGCUUAAGAAGAAGUUGACUACGGCUCAAGCCCAACUUAUUCAAGCUCAGAACCAACGUAGCACAGCUGAGUGGAUGUUGAGAAAAUACAGAGGAGCAGCAAAAGAGACGGAGUUGGUACAGAAUGAGCUGAUGCGGGAAAAUAAACGACUCCUGAAGAUCGGAUCACGAACUGAUACUUACCUUGAACAACAAGCAGUCCCUGCCUUGUAA
Ciona intestinalis (vase tunicate) is the source of this 1839-nucleotide messenger RNA. RefSeq lists its product as uncharacterized. Lineage: Eukaryota; Metazoa; Chordata; Ascidiacea; Phlebobranchia; Cionidae. The record is from RefSeq and is a predicted model, not a curated record.